Messenger RNA from Leptosia nina, 687 nucleotides. The record is from the annotation of a GenBank genome assembly. Lineage: Eukaryota; Metazoa; Arthropoda; Insecta; Lepidoptera; Pieridae.
AUGUUAUCAGAGUUUGAAAAAGAAAAAGUGUUUUGGACACGAAACAUGAAUUUAAAUUUAGUGAAGUUCAUUCAAAGCAAACCGAAUAUCUGGCAUCCAAAACAUCCUAAAUAUACGUCGAGUGCAGCUAAAGAUCACACUUUUGCAGAAUUCGCAGCUAAAUACGGAAACCAAUUUUCUGGUGAAGCAGUAAGAGGCAGGUGGACCAAUAUCCGAUCUACAUUUGCUUAUUAUUUAAGAAAAGUAAAGCAAAAUGAAGAUUAUAAAGUUAAGUGGCCUCUAUGGGAGCCAUGUCAAUUUUUACUUAAGAUAGGAAAAAUUACAAUACAGGAAAUGCCCUCUGAGAAUAAAGAAAUAUCAAUUGAAGAUUUUUCUGAUUCGGUAGAACAGGUAGAUGAUUGCAAAAGUGACGAUUUUGUUAUGGAUAAUAAUUGCCUAUAUGAUUCAAGGGUUUCUUGCCAAGGUGUAGCUGAAAGUAUAUUAAAUAUUUUCCAAGGCGUACAAAACGACGCCUUUGGCUUAGUCCAGUCAAGAAAUGGCAUGGUUGGAAAGGCAGUAACUGAACAAUUAAGUAAAUUAAAUUCCCUGGAAGCUACAAAGAUGUCUAUGAAAAUUAUUAAUAUACUUUGUCUUUAUGACCAAAGUAAUCCAAUGAAUCCAAAUAACAUUAAAUCAGAGGAAUAUUGA